CGGCGCGCUGCUGGAAGAACCCACCACAUGGCCACAUGUCGCAGUCCGUAGGCGUGCAGGGCCCAGAGGGCGUUCCGGUCUCGCGUGGAUCCAACGACCCGUGCUGCCUCGGACAUCGGGUGCACGGCAGCGGCGGCGGCACCACAUUAUUGCACUCUCGAGCCAUGGCUACGGUCGCCACCACUCCGCGCGCGCUCCCCAUUAAUACUCCCACCGGAAAAGGAGACGAGGGACGAGAGGCCACCCCCCGUCCCGAGUGCCCGACCCGACCUCCACCCUCCGCUUAGACCCCAGCUGGAAUCAUAGGCAGGUAGCUAGCUAGCUAGCUCCCCUCCAUGGGCCCGAGCACGAGCAAUGGCCGGCGGCGGCUCCUGGUCCUCGCCGCGCUCGCGCUGGCCGGCGCGGCCGCGGACACCGUGGCGGCGCAGCAGGGCCCGCCGACGGGGCCGGGGCCCAGCUACUUCGACCCCAAGAGCUUCAACCCGUCCAUGGCGAUCGUCAUGGUGGUGCUCAUCACGGCCUUCUUCCUGCUCGGCUUCUUCUCCAUCUACCUGCGCCGCUGCGCGGGGCCCCCGCUGGGCGGGCCCGGCGAGUUCCACGCCCCCGCGGGCGGGCGCCGCCCCGGGAUCGCGUUCGCAUCGCGCUCCAGGAGGGCGCGCGGGCUGGACCGCGCCGUGCUCGAGUCGUUCCCGACCAUGGCCUACGCCGACGUCAGGGCGCACCGGGCCGGGAAGGGCUAGCUCGAGUGCGCCGUCUGCCUCAGCGAGUUCGACGACGACGAGACGCUCCGGCUCCUGCCCCGGUGCGCCCACGCGUUCCACGCCGACUGCAUCGACGCCUGGCUCGCGUCGCACGUCACCUGCCCCGUCUGCCGCGCCGUCCUCGCCCCAGACUGCGAGGCCCCGGCGCCACCGUUGGCGCCGGCCGGCGUCGUGCCCGCCGUGGAGCAAGGCGCCCCUGCCGUGCCGGUGCCGCAGCAGCCGGCGCCAGAACCAGCCACGGCGCCGGCGGAGCAGGCUGUGGUCGUCGCCGUCGACGCCGAGGAGACGGAGGAGGAGAGGAUCAGGAGGGAGGAAGCCGCCGAGCUGAUGCGGAUCGGCAGCGUCAAGCGCGCGCUGCGCAGCAAGUCGGGGCGGCGGCCCGCGCAGUUCCCGCGCUCGCACACCACGGGGCACUCGCUCGCCGCGCCCGCCGCCGCCGGGUCCUCCGAGCGGUACACGCUGCGGUUGCCUGAGCACGUGCUCCGGGAGGUCGUCGCGGCGGGCAACCUCCGGCGGUCGGCGAGCGUCCAGACGGGCGGUGACGGGAGCGCGCGGCGCGGCUUCCUCGGCGCCCGCGCCGGGAGGAGUGUCCGGCUCGGCAGCUCCGGCCGGUGGCCCAACAUGUCGAUGCUGGCGCGCACCUUCUCCGCGAGGCUGCCGGCGUGGGGCUCCGUGAGGCGCGGCGAGGCUGACGCGCCGGCCAAGAUCGCCGACGACAGCAAGGCCGUGGAGCAGUGCGACGGCGGGGCCGGGGCAUGCCCACUUGGCGCCCAUGUUUGACGUGGCUUUUCUAGAGUUAGGUCCAAGUGCUCAGAGUACAGUAUCCCAGUAAAAAGUUUAGGAACGUGUCCUUGUCGUCGCCGUCACUCUUUCUUUGGCGGCAAAUCAUCGUGGGUGAUAGGGUGUGUAACUGUGUAUAUAACUUUAACUGUCGGUUAAAAAAAAACAGAUUCUGCA
Molecule: messenger RNA, 1718 nt
Organism: Panicum virgatum (switchgrass)
Lineage: Eukaryota; Viridiplantae; Streptophyta; Magnoliopsida; Poales; Poaceae
Product: E3 ubiquitin-protein ligase ATL6-like
Exons: 1
Coding region: 336-740 (134 amino acids)
Source: RefSeq, a predicted model, not a curated record